Bombyx mandarina (wild silkworm) is the source of this 1067-nucleotide messenger RNA. RefSeq names its product endoplasmic reticulum GDP-fucose transporter. Gene Ontology annotation, molecular function: UDP-N-acetylglucosamine transmembrane transporter activity; UDP-xylose transmembrane transporter activity. Lineage: Eukaryota; Metazoa; Arthropoda; Insecta; Lepidoptera; Bombycidae. The record is from RefSeq and is a predicted model, not a curated record. Gene Ontology annotation, cellular component: endoplasmic reticulum membrane; Golgi membrane. Gene Ontology annotation, biological process: UDP-N-acetylglucosamine transmembrane transport.
AAUGAAUUUAAAGGCAGCGCUCGCCAUUACUAUGGUGUUUGUUGGAUGUUGUUCCAACGUAGUUUUUUUGGAGUUUGUCGUCAAAGAGGACCCCGGAGCCGGUAACCUAGCGACCUUCCUGCAGUUUGUAUUCAUAGCUACGAUUGGGUUCUGUACCGUCGGCAAAUUCGGUAUGGCCAAACGAAAUAUACCGUUUAGGCAGUAUCUACUCCUGGUUGGGUUCUUUUGGACGAGCAGCGUCGCCAACAACUACGCCUUCGACUUUAACAUCGCGAUGCCGCUGCACAUGAUCUUCCGAGCUGGUUCUCUAAUGGCCAACAUGGCCAUGGGCGUUUGGAUCCUCAAGAAGCGGUACCCACCGCUGAAAUACCUGGCCGUGUUUAUGAUUUCUGCCGGCAUAGCCAUUUGCACCAUUCAGUCUAGCGGAGACGUGAAGGCGCCUCGCAAAACCCACGAGGACGCUGCCGAAGAGGAGAAACUGAAGUUCAUCGACUGGCUGUGGUGGUGUUUGGGUAUUGCCAUACUGACCUUCGCCUUAUUCGUCUCGGCUCGGAUGGGAAUCUUUCAAGAGUCGCUUUAUUCGAAGUACGGAAAACACCCGUGGGAGGCAUUAUACUACACGCAUCUUUUGCCAUUGAUGUUCUGGUUGCCGACCGCUUCGAAUCUGAUCGGACACGUCGAAAUCGCGACAGAAACCCCUGCCGUCGAGUUCUUAGGGUUCAUUUUGCCACGACAAGUUCUGUGGCUGUUGCUGUACGUUUCGACUCAGGGUCUGUGUAUUAGCGCGGUCUACGUUUUGACAACCGAAUGUGCGUCGCUGACAGUGACGUUAGCUGUCACUUUGAGAAAGUUCGUGUCGCUUCUGUUCUCUAUAAUGUACUUCAGGAAUCCCUUCACUUUAGGGCACUGGAUAGGGACAUUGCUAGUGUUCGUCGGUACGUUGAUAUUCACGGAGAUAUUGCAGAAAUGCUUGGCCGUGUUUACUACAGACGAUAAGAAGAAAAAAUAAAUUUAGUAUGUAUAGCCCGACUAAAUAUGAGGCCGUCAGCGCAAAGGUGGGUUAAACU